UAAAUGGGGAGGGGGGGUAUGACGGGGCCGUUGGCAUUGUGUUGUCUGUAUGGUGAGCCAUUGACUGGUGCUUACACACCACUAUGGAGUGGCUUUGGAUCGCCGUGACAACGUGUGUGCUGAUGGGGUCCUGCUCUGUCAAAGGCAGUGACUGGUGGUUGGAGUAUGAGGAGGGCAUCCGGCAGUACAGUAAGGAGGCCCUCAGUAAGGAGUUUCCAGAAAAAACUCGUCCCGUCAGCUUCAAGCAUCCCGUCUUCCAGUGUCCAGACAUGAAGCCCUCCCCGUCUGUCCCCUCCUCAGUGGAGUUCGUGAAGGCGGCAGACCUCCGAGUCAUCGCUGCUUUGGGGGACUCUCUAACUACGGCUAUAGGGGCGAACGCCACCACGGUGCUUGGAAUUCCUAUAGAGUUUCGCCAUGUUUCAUGGAGCAUUGGAGGCUAUGGAACUUUUCAAGAGGUCAUAACUUUGGCAAACAUCAUCAAAUUGUUUAACCCAAACCUCCUGGGUGCCUCUCCUGGAAAGACGGUCCACGGCAUGCAGACUCACAUCAGUGACACUGGCUUCAACCUGGCUGUGACCGGACACAACACUUUUAACCUGCCUGGACAGACCAGACAUUUGAUUGACACGCUGAGAGGAUACGAGGGCUUGAACUUUGAGGAAGACUGGAAGCUUCUGACCAUUCUGAUGGGCAUGAAUGACAUCUGUGAUUACUGCAAGGACAAGACGAUGUUCUCCGUGGAUAACUUCAUUCACUACAUGACUGCCUCUCUGGAAAUGCUGAUGAACGAGGUUCCUCGUAUGAUUGUCAACGUGGUCCAGAUCCUGCCCAUGCACCCUUUGAGGGAGGUGCAGAGGCCCACACCGGGCUGCCUGCUCCAGAGGUCUUUCUGCUCAUGCCUGACCGAACCAGCAGCCGGAUCUCCUGAACUGCAGGAGUUGAUGGAGGUCAACCUGGAGUUCCAGAAAAGACUGGAGGAGCUGCUGCACUCUCAUCAUUUCUUCCGGAGUGACUUUGCUGUCGUUCUACAACCAUUUCUGAAAUUUGCAGAUCCUCCCCGCCUCCCGAGCGGGAGGAUUGACAUGACGUUCUUCACUCAUGACUGCUUUCACUUCACCAUCAAGGGCCACGAGGAGCUGGCCAAAGGGCUGUGGAACAACAUGUUUCAGCCUGAGGGAGGAAAGCUGAUGGUGGGCAGUUUUUCUGAUCCCAUCACCCUUGUCUGCCCUCCUGUGGAACACCCGUACAUCUACACCCGGCCGCUCACGGUCCGGUCCAGGCAGCCUGCGCUGCACCGCCCCCCGCCAUCGCUGGCCUCCGUUCUCCUCCUGCUGCUGCUCGUGGCGUUGGCACAUCCUGGAUUCAUGUAGCUCCUUCACAUUUACUCUUCUGCUCCACUGUUACUGAAGGCGGGAAGCACAGAGCUGUUCCAGGACAGCCUUUCAGCUUGAAGUGUGUGUGCUGCACUCGUUUCACUGUGGCUGAGGGUGACAGAAGGGUCUUUAGCAGGACAAACCAGGGUUUUAGGAUUUAGUAAAGCUAAGUCUUUGCACACGCUCUCACUGAGUGAAGCACAGGUUUCCAUAGAGACACUUGAAUACUUACUAGACACUGCAGAUGCUUUUAGAAUUUAGUCAUAAAGUUUCACAUUGAAGUGUUUAUUUAUUACAGUUGAAGCUUCUUUAGCUCAUUUGCAGGUGAGUUCACAGAGAAAUGUCCUGACUUUGAGCUAUCAGUGCACUAAUGAUUUUCAUAUAGAUUGAAGUAAUCCUAGAGUUUUUGAAGAACAAUCGAGCCCUGAAAUGCCUAUAAAAGCAUUUGAUUCUCACUAGCAUUUUCGUUUUUUGGUUUUCAGCAAUGGUAUAAUAGUAACAAAUGUUGAUGUUGUAACACACAACGUUGUCAUGGAUUGAAACCCUGCAGAGCUUCAAAGGUGACGUCUGAAUCUUUGACAUCUGAAGUUUUUCAGAACCAUCUGGAUGAUCCAGAGGAGGCUUAGGAGAAGCUCAAUUGGUCAGAUGAAACCAAAAUGGAAUACUUUGGUAUAAACGCCACUCGCUGUGUUUGGAGGGGAAGAAUGAUGAGUUUCAUCCCAAGAACACCUCACCUACUGCGAUACUUUGGAUAGAAGCAUCAUGGCUUGGGGCUACUGUUCUGCAAAGGGGAAAGAACAACUGAUCUGUAUCAAUGAAAGGAGAGAUAGGACCAUGUCUGGUGAGAUUUUAGGCAAAAACCUCUUUCCAUCAGUGAGAGCAUUGACGGCUGGAUCUUCCAGCAUGACAAAAAUCCCAAACACAUUGCCUGGGCAAAGGAGUUGCUACAUAAAAUUAUUUCAAGGUUCUGGAGAGUUCCAUUCAGUCUCUGGACCUCAAUAGAGAAUCUGUGCAGGGAGUUGAAAGUCUGUGUUUUCCAGCAGCAGCUUCAAGACAUCCCAGCUUCUGCAUGGAAGACGGGACUAAAACAUUAUGUUCAAACAUGCUGAAGACCUACAGGAAACCUUUGACCCUUGUCACUGAAGCCAGGGUUACAAAUACUUAUUUUCUGCAACUUUAUGCAAAUAAAUUUUUAAAAAUGAAA
Molecule: messenger RNA, 2577 nt
Organism: Oryzias latipes (Japanese medaka)
Lineage: Eukaryota; Metazoa; Chordata; Actinopteri; Beloniformes; Adrianichthyidae
Product: phospholipase B1, membrane-associated
Biological process (GO): phospholipid metabolic process
Cellular component (GO): brush border membrane
Molecular function (GO): A2-type glycerophospholipase activity; retinyl-palmitate esterase activity; phosphatidylcholine lysophospholipase A1 activity
Source: RefSeq, a predicted model, not a curated record